This is a messenger RNA of Soboliphyme baturini, 255 nucleotides long. The record is from the annotation of a GenBank genome assembly. Lineage: Eukaryota; Metazoa; Nematoda; Enoplea; Dioctophymatida; Soboliphymatidae.
AAGGUGCGUGAUAAGCUAAACAACAUGGUGCUGUUCGAUAAACCGACCUACGACAAACUGUACAAUGAGGUGGCCAACUCUAAACUGAUCACACCCUCGGUGGUGAGUGAAAGGCUAAGAGUUCGAGUGUCGUUGGCAAAGGCAGCCCUUCGAGAACUGUACAAUAAAGGUCUUAUUAAACAAGUGGUGAAGCACAGCAGUCAACUUGUUUACACGAGAACAACCAAGUCAGAGAAAGAAGAAGCGGCUGAAUGA